This is a messenger RNA of Fomitopsis serialis, 1698 nucleotides long. RefSeq lists its product as uncharacterized. Lineage: Eukaryota; Fungi; Basidiomycota; Agaricomycetes; Polyporales; Fomitopsidaceae. The transcript has 3 exons. Bases 92 to 1471 code for a protein of 459 amino acids. The record is from RefSeq and is a predicted model, not a curated record.
GUCGCAGAGGGAGCCGAGAACUUGAACCAGAUAUCAGCAGAGCUCAGGCUCCUAGGCCUAGCUGAACAAGCCCGUCUCUGUCGCCUUCUGGAUGAAGAUGAGCGACACAAUCCCCACUGCGGCUGACCAGCCAGAACCAUCCCCCAGAGACACAACUACGCAACCCGAAGGGCCUGCUGCCGGCGAUGCCCCACAGCGCGUCGUGGACAGCUCGAGGGUGCUCGAAGCCGCCAUGGACAACGUUCGUCGCUCGACUGCCUUGGCACGCGACUUCGCUCGAGUCUACAGGCACGAAGGGCUUGCCGCCGCCUCUGCGCCUCUGCGCGUCAUAGACGGCCCGUUGCUCGACGCAGUGGACAACGCUCGUCCCGAGGCUUCCUGGGGCGAUUGGUGCGAUCUGCGCACUUUCGCGAUCAUCAUCGCUGUGUACUGCAUGCCGGUCCUCUUUGCGAUCUGGUACAUGCCUGCUUGCUUCCGAAACGACCCGGCCGGCGGGUUGUCUGUCUCGGUCUAUUGUUGCGCGGAUGCUGCAGCUAUCUGCACGUUGCCCGGCAUGGGCAUCUUCUUUCAGCGCUGCCGUACUAGCUCACAGACCGACUUGCACUCCGCUGCUUGGGAAGACUACCUGGAGCUGCUGGGCCUCAGCAACGAUCUCGUCAGCAGACUCACAGACCAGUUGUGGGAUCAAUCUGCAUCCGCGAGUGCGAUGGCACGCUUUGCAGAGAAAGCUAUCCGCCAAUCCGACAACCUCGCUCACACCGACGCGGAGAGACAUCUUCGCGACGCUUCAGCUACGUUCGCGGCCAGUACAGCGAAUUUCACGCUUGAGGCCUUCGAGCUAUUGGACUCGGAAUGGGCAGUGGCGAAGAGCACCUCUGCCAUGCACUACCAGCUGCUCCAAGCACUUCAUCGCGUCCACCAUCCCCUGGUAGGCCAAAUCCCGUACCUCAUGCCCGAGCGGAGGCGAGUGGCAGCAUAUAUGUUCGAGGCAGCCCGUGAUGCGCUGCGCAUCAGCAUUCAACACCUCUCGCUCCGAUACAAGAACGUCCUUACCGCCCUGAAUACCGUUGCGAUCGAUCUCGGGAGGCUGCGAGACAAUGCCGCUGAGCGCUGCUCUCCGGUCUCCAGCACGGCGGCACUUCUCAUGCAACCUGUAGGAGAGCCCGCCGAGGACACGACUUCCUGCCGUUAUGUGCUGCGUGAGCUUGACUCCGCUCACUUCGCGAUUGCAACCUGCGCGGCUCCCUUGUUCGAAACGUGGUCGUCAUUAGCCGACCUGGACUCGCGCGUACAUCAAGCCGAUGACAGAGUGCGCCAGCGCGACCGCGACGUCGGACCUCUGGGAAAGGCGGACAUGGCGGCCAUUGAGAGAGCUGUAGCUGAGAUGGAGAUGGUGGUUGGGCAGAUGGAACGUAUUCUGACUUAUCAAGGCUUCAAAGGGUUCGCGAACCGCGUCGUCGGACACAUGUGAUGUCCAGACGGUCAGCGUGUUUCAGGCAGUACAAGUAGCUCGAUGGCCCAUAUUUAAAAAUUGGAGGAGCCUGCGGAGUCAGCCGGUUGGGGUUGACAGCCACAUAUCUUAUUCGUUCCCUCCCUAUGCUUACAGUGAGCUCACGAAAUAUAAACGCUGUCGAUGGAACAUCCGGAACUCCAAGGUGUAUACAUCAAAAAUUACGAACACUUGUUUCGUCUCCGUCU